Molecule: messenger RNA, 468 nt
Organism: Aegilops tauschii subsp. strangulata
Lineage: Eukaryota; Viridiplantae; Streptophyta; Magnoliopsida; Poales; Poaceae
Product: 16.6 kDa heat shock protein-like
Source: RefSeq, a predicted model, not a curated record
AUGGCUCUGGCGCGGAGCAGCGGCGUGCUCGGCAACCCGCUCUCGGUGGACUUCUGGGCGGACGCGGACCCUUUCGGCGGCGCCGUCCGCGCCCUCGCGGAGCGCUGCCCCGUGCUCACCAACGUCCGCGUCGACUGGAAGGAGACGCCCGCCGCGCACGUCUUCACGGCCGACCUCCCCGGCGUCCGCAAGGGCGACGCCAAGGUGGAGGUCGUGGACGGCGACGUGCUGGUCAUCAGCGGCCAGCGCGCCAAGGAGAAGGAGGAGGAGGAGGGUGGUGGCAAGGACGAGCGGUGGCACCUGGUGGAGCGCAGCAGCGGCGGGUUCGAGAGGAGGUUCCGUCUGCCGGGGGGCGUGAGGGUGGACGGGGUGAGCGCGUCCAUGGAGGACGGCGUGCUGACGGUCACCGUGCCUAAGGAGGAAGUGGCCAAGAAACCGCAGGUCAAGGCCGUGGAGAUCGAAGGCUGA